This is a messenger RNA of Drechmeria coniospora, 2019 nucleotides long. RefSeq lists its product as uncharacterized. The transcript has 3 exons. Lineage: Eukaryota; Fungi; Ascomycota; Sordariomycetes; Hypocreales; Ophiocordycipitaceae. Gene Ontology annotation, biological process: glycerophospholipid catabolic process. The record is from RefSeq and is a predicted model, not a curated record. Gene Ontology annotation, molecular function: A2-type glycerophospholipase activity. The coding region runs from base 1 to 2019 and encodes 672 amino acids. Gene Ontology annotation, cellular component: intracellular membrane-bounded organelle; cytosol.
AUGGCAGUCGCCAUCCUCACACUGCUGGCGGCGGCAGCUGCCGUGCUUUCGCCCUCCGCUAGGGCAGCCACACUGCCGCCGCAGGAGGCUCAGCAACAACACCAUGCAGGCACAGCCCUCGAAGUUCGGGAUGCACCCUCGUCGCUCUCUCUCGUUGGCGUCGGCCCUUCGUCCCUGGCGAUAAGAGCCGUCGAUCGCGCCCCCAGCGGCUACACUCCGUCGUCGGUCGACUGCCCCGAGCAGCGGCCUUCGAUCCGCAAUGGCUCCGAGCUCAGCCCGAUGGAGUUGGCAUGGCUCCCCAAGCGUCGCAACGAGACCAUACCGCACAUUCGCGCCCUUCUCAGGCGGCUAGCCAUCCCCGGUUUCGACAGCGACAAGUACCUCGAGCAGGUCGAACGGAACGCCACGGCCCUCCCCAACAUUGGCCUCGCCGUCUCGGGCGGCGGCUACCGCGCCAUGCUCAACGGAGCCGGCGCCCUCGCCUCGUGGGAUAGCCGCUCCGACGGCAGUCAGACCAAGGGCAACCUCGGCGGCCUGCUCCAGUGCGCCACCUACCUCUCGGGCCUCUCGGGCGGCGGCUGGCUCGUCGGCAGCAUCUACACCAACAACUUCACCUCGGUGCAGGAUGCCGUCAACUCGCCCAACAUAUGGCAGUUCGGUAGCUCCAUACUCAAAGGCCCGGAGCAGUACAGCCUGCUGCAGUACUAUCGCAACAUCCUCGACGACAUCGAAGCCAAGGAAAAGGCCGGCUACGAUCGCUCCAUCACCGACUACUGGGGCCGCAUGCUCUCGUACCAGCUCAUCAACGCCACCAACGGCGGUCCUGCCUUCACCUUUUCCUCCAUCGCCGACGACGCCGACUUUGCCUCCGGCAAGACGCCCCUGCCGUUUCUCGUCGCCGACGGCCGCGCCCCCGGCGAGACGCUGAUCGCCCUCAACUCGACCGUCUUUGAAUUCUCCCCCUGGGAGCUCGGCUCCUUCGACCCCUCCCUCAACGGCUUCGUGCCCCUGCGGUACGUCGGCUCCAAGUUCGCCAACGGCUCGCUUCCGGCAAGCGAAAAGUGCGUCAGCGGCUUCGACAACGCCGGUUUCGUCAUGGGCACCUCGAGCUCGCUCUUCAACCAGAUCGUCCUCUAUCUCAGGGAUCCCAGCAGCAACUACGUCCCCGCCGACUCGCCCAAGUUCGUCGUCGACGCCUUGACCUCGCUGCUUCAAACGCUGGGCGAGGCCAACAACGACAUUGCAGACUGGACGCCCAACCCCUUCAAGGGCUACAAUCCCCUCAACAACCCCGGCGCCGGCUCCGACCGCCUCACGCUCGUCGACGGCGGCGAGGACUUGCAAAACGUGCCCUACCACCCUCACCUCGCCCGCGGCCGUCAGGUCGACGUCGUCUUCUCCAUCGACUCCUCGGCCGACACCAACACGAGCUGGCCCGACGGUGCGUCGGCCAUUGCCACCUACGAGCGUUCGCUCGAGAACAUGUCGUCCGGCACCAGCUUCCCCGCCGUCCCCGGCAAGGACACCUUCAUCAACGGCGGCCUCAACACCCGGCCCGUCUUCUUCGGCUGCAACUCGACCAACACGACGACGCCCUCGCCCCUCGUCGUCUACAUCCCCAACUAUCCCUACGUCUACGCCUCCAACAUCUCGACGUUUCAAAUGUCCAUCCCGUCGGGCCAGCGCGACGCCAUCAUCCAGAACGGCUGGGCCGUCGCCACGCAGCUCAACGGCACCCGCGACGCCGACUGGCCCGUCUGCGUCGGCUGCGCCAUGCUGUCCCGCAGCUUCGAGCGCACCGGGACGGCCGUUCCCGACAAGUGCCAGCAGUGCUUCGCUCGUUACUGCUGGGACGGUAAGCUCAACGAGACCAAGGCUGCCCCCUACGAGCCUACCUUUUACAGCACGCCCAUCGAAGUCAAGAGUCUCGCUUCGAGGAGCAUGACCCGUCGCUCGACGGCGUCGGCCGCCGCCUUCGCUUCCCUGCUCGUGGCCGUGCUCGAAGUCGUAGUGUGGUGA